This is a messenger RNA of Hyaloperonospora brassicae, 594 nucleotides long. The record is from the annotation of a GenBank genome assembly. Lineage: Eukaryota; Oomycota; Peronosporomycetes; Peronosporales; Peronosporaceae.
AUGACCUCAAGCGGCCACUCGUUCCCCAACGCGUCUGUCGCGCGCGCGCCGACGCCUUUUGCUGCGCCUGUGGACAGCGCGUGCGCUCUCUCGAGCGGUCUCAUGAACGACCUCAGUGCUCAGAUUCAGUCGAGCGACAGUCAGACGAUCGUCAGAGCGAUGCGCCGAGUGAAUUUGGUACUGGGCGCACUGACUGUGGCGGUUGGGGUUCUGGCGUGGGGCUGUGGCCAAGUGGAUACAUUCCAGAAGGCCAUUGCGGGGAUUUACAUCAUUCUGUUUGGUGCGCUGUUGCUGGCGUUUGAGCUGCGCAGCGAGAAGACGGACGUGGUGCUGCGCACGAACUUUGGCUUUAUGUAUGGCAACAAAACGCGCACGUUGUUCCUCGUCUUUAUUGCGAUUUGGCCGCUGUCGAUGGGCAACUUUUGGCUCACGAUUCUGGACGCCAUGUUGUUGUUCCUCAAUGCGUUCUUCAACUUCUUUGUCAUAUCCAAGCACCCGGCGUUCUCGGCGGUGCCGCCAGCGCACGACUUUGACCGUCCUCGGGAGUUUGCUGCUACUGGCUACACACCUUCGGGCGCACCGGCGAUCGUGUGA